AUGCUCUCUCUUAUCCUCACUGCGGAACUCAACGGAGUCACCGAGCUUCGUCCUACCGAUACUGAGGAUGAGCCUUAUUACUACACCUUCAAGGUUCAAUGCAAUGCUUGUCGCGAGACUCACCCGAACUGGGUUAGCUUCAACCGCUUUGAGCAACAUGAGAUCCCUGGAAGCCGUGGAGAGGCCAACUUUGUGUGGAAAUGCAAACUUUGCACGAAAACUCAUUCGGCUUCGAUCAUGAAUAAGCCAAAUGCUUACGAGCCCCAGGAGAAGCGCAAAGGCCAGAAGGUCAUUGACCUCGACUGCCGUGGCCUGGAAUUCACUGAAUUCAAACCCGACGGAGAAUGGGAAGCCAAGGGUAUCGAGUCUUCCACUCCUUUCACAGCCAUCGAUCUCUCCGAGGGCGAGUGGUAUGACUACGAUGAAAAGGCCGGAGACGAGGUCGCCGUCAAGGAAAUCAGCUGGGAGAUUGGAAGAGCUUGA
Aspergillus affinis is the source of this 483-nucleotide messenger RNA. RefSeq names its product CXXC motif containing zinc binding protein. Gene Ontology annotation, molecular function: zinc ion binding. Bases 1 to 483 code for a protein of 160 amino acids. The transcript is spliced from 5 exons. The record is from RefSeq and is a predicted model, not a curated record. NCBI's taxonomy places the organism in Eukaryota, Fungi, Ascomycota, Eurotiomycetes, Eurotiales, Aspergillaceae.